Messenger RNA from Umbelopsis ramanniana AG, 762 nucleotides. RefSeq lists its product as uncharacterized. The record is from RefSeq and is a predicted model, not a curated record. The transcript is spliced from 2 exons. NCBI's taxonomy places the organism in Eukaryota, Fungi, Mucoromycota, Umbelopsidomycetes, Umbelopsidales, Umbelopsidaceae. The coding region runs from base 92 to 721 and encodes 209 amino acids.
ACUUUCUCCCUUAGCCGUCGAAGCUGAACCACCUGUCACAUUUGAACAAGAUCCAACCCAAUAUGUUCAAUCACGAUUCUGGAACUUGAUUAUGUGGCAUAAUCCCGCAAAGUCAGCCAUUUACUUGGCAGCAUCAUUAUUGGGACUUAUCAUUACACAACACUAUUCGCUUCUCCAAAUUUUUGCCGCGAUUGCCACGAUAGCAAUAGGUGUCAACUGGGUAUUCGUCAAUGCACAUGUGCAAGGUCAAAAAUUGUUUGCUUCCAACACCGCCGAUAUCAAUAACACCACCGCCAAUCCUCACCGCAGUCGUCUUAAUACACGAUCUCAACCUUUGUCCCGCCAACGGGUCACCAAGUUAUCAAACACCCUUGUCGAUGUAUCGGAGAUUCUUGCUACUGAAGGUGUCAAGAUUGUCUUGAUUGAUGAUAACAAGCGCUCUCUCAAGUAUUUGUGUGGUUUCUAUGUCCUUUGGACUGUUGCCAAGUAUUUGCCAAGCAGAUGGAUUAUUGGUCUUAGUAUCGCUUUGGUCUUCAGUGUUCCCAAGUUAUAUUAUAGACACCAAGACCUCGUUGAUGCUCGUAUAAAUCAAGCCACUGGCAUCCUCAACGAGAAGGCCCAAGUUGCUCGCUCUAUGGCUGAAAAGCAUGCUUCAACCGCUUAUCAACAAAUCAGCACUCGUAUUAACGGUGCCGUGCAAUCUCCCAAGAAGACGCAAUAAAAAAUGUCUUUUUAGCUCGACCCUCGUUACUUUUUCUGUGC